AUGAGACUGUGCCUAGCAAUCGGACUUGAUCAUCACCAACCGUUUCUCUACGUCACUGAUCCACAACACACACGGGCACCCCUCGGAGGCAGUGCUCGACUUGCCUGUCGGCUGCUUUGGAAAGAUGCUUUCGGCAACACCUGGAAAGGCCGCACUCCACCAGUCCAAGUGCAGUGGAUAAUCAACGGAUUCGGUUACGAGAUGGACACUUUGGAGGCCAGUUUUCGGAGCAGGCUGACCGUAGUUGGCAACCGCUCCAAUGGUGAGUGGAACGCAAACAACACCAAAAGGCUAUUCAGUGUCUUAAAACUAAAAACACCCGUUUCUAUCACUGUGGGUGGAUUUUUAAUCACCGCUUACUGUGAACCGCCAGCUGAAAUUGAAGGACACAAUCUCAGUGAUGGUAAGUAG
Messenger RNA from Hydatigera taeniaeformis, 411 nucleotides. The record is from the annotation of a GenBank genome assembly. Lineage: Eukaryota; Metazoa; Platyhelminthes; Cestoda; Cyclophyllidea; Taeniidae.